AAAUGUCCUGUUAUAAACUGUGAAAAAACUCUAAUUAGACUUGACAAACACCUAAUUAAUUUUCAUCGCUUUCAAAGGGAAAGUGAAGAAUAUAUUCGUUACAACAGACAAGCCAUUGCUGCAAGAAAAUAUAAAAAAGAUGAGUUGAAAAUGAAGAAAACAAUGGCAAAACGACGGAAAGAAAGAAGCAACUACGUAAAUUACUCACAGUUUGUACCUCAUGAAGAAGAACAACAAAACACAACAAAGGAUGAUGAUGUCGAACAAGCAGUCCAAAACAUGUCCCAAAGACCAAGGAAACCGAAAGAUGAGCUUUCAUCGGAAAGAAUAAAAAGAAUAGAAAAACUGCCUCUUAUCAAAAUGUUUUACCAAUACUUGAUAUCAUUUGAAGGAAAGUUCAGAAAACCAAGGGAUGCAUCAGAUCAUUCUCGUCAGAUUUGUCGCUUGCUUUACGAGCUACAAGAUGAACCAAAUGACGCAUCCAUCUUGUGGCAAGAUGAAAGCUUAGAUCAGCUAAGAAAUUCAUUCUUCCUUGGAAACGAUCUCUUACAAAAGCCAAGGGCUCCAAACACGCUAAAAACAUAUGUUGUCUCUCUGAAGUUAUGGUUGAAGUUUAUGCUUGCCAGAAAAGUGAUGAUAAACAACAUUUUCCCUCAGUUAAAUUCAGAGCAAUUUGAAUUAAUUCAAAGUGCAAUAAAAAGAUUGGAAUGUUGGCCAUCUUCAUUCAGAACGGCUAGUGAACAACGCAAAAAUGAAAAUAGAAAAAAAGCAGAAAAACAACGGCUGAGGUCAAAGGACUUUGAGAAGUUGACCAACACUUCAAUAUUGAAAGAAGUGAAAGGAAUUUGUGCUAGAGCACAAAAACCUAACUACUACAUUGAAGUGAAUGAAUUUUGCACAGUCCGAGAUUAUCUCAUGUUAAUGCUUGUCCUUGGAAGUGCCCAACGAUCCGGGGCACUUGCAAACUUAACUGUGGAUGAGUUUGAAAAAGGGGAAUGGAUAGAGCACACUUAUGUAACAAAAACACUGGUACACAAGACACAAUCCUUAGGUCCCGCAAAGCUAUAUUGGGACAAUACCCUAAAAUGCAUAGCAGAUGCCUACUUAAAUAACAUGAGGCAAAUUUUUGCUACAUUGUCUUCUCAUCAUCGUCCUGAGCCUGGCAGAAGCAAUAGUAAAGGUGCAUUUUUCAUUGCCAUUUCUGGAAAAGCUCUGGAUGAGAGCCGAGUUAGUAGAAGGCUGAUAGAGUUCGGAAAAAAGUUGAACAUAGACUUACCUGGAACGCUGAAAAGUAGUAACUUACGCAAAUCUAUAAUAUCAUUGCAAAGAGAGCAGCACUCCACCAUAACAAAAGAUCAGUUGGCAAGACAAAUGACGCAUGAUGUGAGGACUGCUGAGAAAUAUUACAAUGUGUGCAACACCGACCGAGAAGAUGUGAACAUAUCUAAAGCCAUUUCAAAAUUGACCACUAACUUAACCCUGGAGGGCCCAUAAUUUGCUUACGUGAGAAAAAAAUUUUUUAUCAGUCAAGAACACUUACUAUGGGCCGGUUAAACAUAACAGAGGUCUUUUUUAAGAAUUUCGUGCAAUCCGAACAAAUUGGGCAAAUGGGUCAUAUGUGACCCAUUGGGCCUUCGUGGGUGUUAAGUAAUACAAUACGCUAACAACAAAAUAAUGACUGUUUAUUAAAAUUGUAACCGUUUAUAAAAAAAAGAACUAUGAUAAAA
Molecule: messenger RNA, 1727 nt
Organism: Xenia sp. Carnegie-2017
Lineage: Eukaryota; Metazoa; Cnidaria; Anthozoa; Malacalcyonacea; Xeniidae
Exons: 2
Coding region: 151-1494 (447 amino acids)
Biological process (GO): DNA integration; DNA recombination
Molecular function (GO): DNA binding
Source: RefSeq, a predicted model, not a curated record